UAUUUUAGCACCAAUUUUAGGUACUUUUAGUAUUUCCAUAAUUAUACUUCACUACAUGUUUUUUGCAGGUGAAGAUUUUACACACAAAACAAAAUUACUAGAAUCCAGACAUAGACAAUUUUAAGUUAAAUUUUUAUAAGGACAAACAACUUUUUCUUGUAUUUCAUAUUCUGAAUAUGGGGUAAAUAUUAAUUUACAUACAAAACAAGGAUACCUUGUUUGUAUAUGUAUUUAUUUUAUAGGAAUUUGGGAAAUUUCAAGACUUAUCUAUAAGUCAAAGCUGAACAAAAACUAAAUCAGAUAUGUUCCAAAUGUUUAAAUUUUUUUAGUAACCUUAGAACAUUGAUAACUGUAAAUCUGCCGGAUUUUGAGCGUUACAUAAUGGUUUAAUUUAAUUUAAUAGACGUUUAUUGUGCUAAAUAUAGUAAUAUCACCUCAUGGCGGUUAUUUUUCCGUUCGCCCUGCCGUGCAUGUAUUUUGUCCCUUGUAGGGACCCUCCGGACUCCAUGGCAACGCAGCUACCGCCAUAGCUAAACCCGUUUGUUUGCUAACUGCAGACGGCGGAAUCUGCUCUUUUUCUACAAUUAACGAUAAAACAGGAAAAUGUGACUUUACUUAAAAUAUACCAAAGUCUAUAUUAAUUACACAACACGCAUUUAUGAGAGCACAGGACUGGUAAGAUGCUAGCAGUGUUAGCUGCCGUAAAAAUACAAAUCGCUCGCCCUGUAACGUUAUUCUUUGUUCCAUUUUACAAAACUGAAAUUAUCUCCAAUUUGGUUCCCAGAUAUGACGUGAGCCUUGCGACAGUUAAAGGUGCCUUCUCAGAAAGAGACAAUGUGUUGCCUGUUUGGGGGCUUGCCAUCCCUCUCCCAGCAGUGCUGAUGAUUACUCUGAGUCUUUACAUGAUCGUCCUGGGGAUUGGGCUGUGGAUCCGAUCCUGCCUCAAGGACCGUUGUUGUGAGUGUGGUGAUUGCUGUCCAGACAUUUCUCUAUGUGAGCAGUGCUUUAGAUUGGCAGAAAUGUGUGACUGUCGCCUGCCAACCCUGCGCUCGUGUCGGGCCGAUUCGUGCCCCUCUCCUUCUUGUGUCAAAUGGGACUGUGCCUGCACCUGUCAGCCUCCUGAGUGUGACUCCUGCAACUGUCUCUGCUUCGAGAUCAGGAUCAAGUAGAAGAAGAGGAUGGAUGCUGCCAUUGUCAGCUGAGUGACUACAAGUACUUCAGCUUUUGAGUCCUUUAAAUGUGUGCCUUUGUCAGAGAGUUUACAGUGGAGAGAUAACAGGAAGAGAGUGAUGCGAAUGACAUAUGCAACAAAGGUCCCCGGGCCGGACUUGAACCAGGGCCUCCAGGGCUCCCUGUCUUUGAGUUCUUGCUGAGCGUCAAUAUGACUUUUUCUUUCGACCUUUUAAAGAAGACUGAAACUCAUUCUGUUACUGCCAUCAGAUGGCAUCCCCCUCUGCGAUUUUGUAUCAGGAUAUGUAUACUGUAUAUAUUGUGAUAUAAUACAUUUUCUGGAAAAUUAAUUGAGCUAAUGGAUGAAAUAACCAGACAGGAACUGUCUUGUUUUUUUGGCCAAUCUAGCAAUUUAAAAACCUGAGAAAUCUAGGUAAAACUCAAGGGACUUAUAUAAAAGUUCAAUGUGACCAUAAAACAGUUCUGCUCAUUGACUUGCAACAUUGCCCACAAUGGUCUAAUACACCAGGAGAUAUUAACGCGUUAGAUACCACAGUACAGUAAGACACUCCCUUUAAUUUUAUUAUAAAAAUAUAUUAUAUACAUUAGACAAAAUUGUUGAUACCUCUGUACUUGAUGAAGAACCAUUCUGGGCUUGAAACAUACUUUUUCUAAUGUAAUAAAAUAGAUAUUGCUGGUU
Siniperca chuatsi (mandarin fish) is the source of this 1870-nucleotide messenger RNA. Its product is annotated as keratin-associated protein 4-5. Lineage: Eukaryota; Metazoa; Chordata; Actinopteri; Centrarchiformes; Sinipercidae. The record is from RefSeq and is a predicted model, not a curated record. Bases 681 to 1169 code for a protein of 162 amino acids. The transcript is spliced from 5 exons.